This is a messenger RNA of Chironomus riparius, 1080 nucleotides long. The record is from the annotation of a GenBank genome assembly. NCBI's taxonomy places the organism in Eukaryota, Metazoa, Arthropoda, Insecta, Diptera, Chironomidae.
AGGUCGCGCGGAACUUCAACAAGAAUGGAUCGAUAUGAAAAGUUGGCUCGCAUAGGAGAGGGCUCAUAUGGGGUGGUUUAUAAAUGUCGAGACCGUGAAACAGGAAGCUUAGUUGCCGUGAAGAGAUUCGUAGAAUCGGAAGAUGAUCCCGCAAUUAGAAAAAUCGCCUUACGUGAAAUUCGCUUACUAAAGAAUUUAAAACAUCCCAACCUUGUGUGCCUUCUUGAAGUAUUUAGACGCAAAAGACGAUUACAUUUGGUAUUUGAAUUUUGUGAGCAUACAGUACUGCAUGAAUUAGAACGAAAUCCUCAGGGUUGUCCAGAUAAUUUGACUGCUCAAAUCACAUAUCAAACAUUAAUGGGAGUUAGCUAUUGUCAUAAGCAAGGAUGUCUACAUCGUGAUAUUAAGCCUGAAAAUAUUUUAUUAACUGCACAAGGUCAGGUUAAAUUAUGCGACUUUGGAUUUGCGAGAAUGUUAAGCCCUGGAGAGAACUACACAGACUAUGUAGCAACGAGAUGGUAUCGUGCUCCUGAACUCUUGGUUGGUGAUACAAAUUAUGGAACGCCUGUUGAUGUUUGGGCUAUUGGUUGUGUUUUUGCUGAGCUGAUUCGAGGUGAUGCUCUUUGGGCUGGACGUUCGGAUGUUGAUCAGUUGUAUUUGAUAAGAAGGACUCUCGGUGAUCUUUUGCCAAAGCAUCUACAAAUCUUUAGUCAAAAUGAGUUCUUUAGAGGAAUCUCCUUGCCAGUGCCGCCCACACUUGAGCCAUUAGAGACAAAAAUGCCUCAAAGGACGCUUCAAAAUCCAUAUGCGAUUGACUUUUUAAAGAAAUGCUUAGAUAAAGAUCCAAAUAAAAGGUGGUCAUGCGAUCGAUUAAUUCAACAUCCGUAUUUUGAGGAUUAUAUUGUAAAGACAAAGGAUCAUGAACAGAGCUCUGCAAGCUUACCAGACAGCAGUCGGCAGCGUGAAAAAUCAAAAAUUUCACAGACAUCACUGCCGACGCUAGUGCAGCAAGAAAGCACAUUUAAAAAUCAGAAAAGUACAUAUUCACGAGCUGACUUCAAUCAUUUACCGACGAUUUGA